Molecule: messenger RNA, 1035 nt
Organism: Zea mays
Lineage: Eukaryota; Viridiplantae; Streptophyta; Magnoliopsida; Poales; Poaceae
Exons: 3
Coding region: 148-867 (239 amino acids)
Source: RefSeq, a predicted model, not a curated record
GCAGGACCAACUGGGUUGCCACACGUGUGUUUUCCUCCCGUCCUGCAGGUAUGCAGCGGAUAAGGUCCCCCUGCGCCAACGGUCAAUGCAUGGAACCUAUCAAACCAAGCCGGCGAUUCUCCGAUCCCAACCAGGCAAGCAGUACUCAUGGUGGCGUUCAUGGCGAGCAGCGGGGCCAUGAAGGCGUCGAGCAGGCCAACCUUCGUCACCCCUCGUAGCUUCUUUAACUGGGGCAAAAGCGCGAGAGAAACCGAGACGCCGCCGCCGCAGCUGCAGUUCUCCUACCACGACGUCGAGCCACCGUUCCCCAUGUCGCUCGUGGCAAAAACACACCUCAGAGACCGUGAGCUCAGGUGCUGCUACAAGGCCACCGUGGACGGCUUCAGUGCUACGGACUUCCACCGGCGGUGCGACUUCAAGGGCCCCUGCGUCGUCGUUGGCUACACCGACGGUGGCUUCCGUUUCGGCGGGUUCAGCCCGGAGGGGUACCGAAGCACGGACGACUACUACGACACGCUGGACGCGUUCCUCUUCUACUGGGCGGAAUCUACGGAGGUCUCGGCGCCGCCCGUGGUGCUGCCCAAGGUGGGCGGGAGCGGCGCGGCGCUGUUCGACUACUCCCGCGGCGGGCCACAGUUCGGCGCCGACGGCCUGCUCAUCGGCCCGCCGCUCACCGCCGUGAUGGGCGUGUUCACUGGACCCGACUCCAGCGCCGGCGUCGGCGACCUCCGCAGCGCUCGCUCGCGGCUUGGCCUGUCGUACGCGAGGCGGCCGGACGGGAAGGAGAGCCUGUUCGGCGACGAGGGCAGGGCCCAGCUCGUGGAGGUGCUCGUCUUCUGCAAUCCGCAGAUCGCGAGCCUGUACUGACUGCUCAUUGUUACUAGCUUGCAGCUAGAGUCUGUAUAAACUAUUCAUUAUCGCUUAAUUUGGAGUCUAAAACAUACCAAUAAUAACAAUGUAAAAUUGUGGGUACGGUUAAUUAGUUGAUUAUUAAGUUAUUGAAAGAUCAAAUAAGUAAUGACGAAAUUACUUUUA